Monodelphis domestica (gray short-tailed opossum) is the source of this 2898-nucleotide messenger RNA. RefSeq names its product coiled-coil domain containing 69 (gene CCDC69). Lineage: Eukaryota; Metazoa; Chordata; Mammalia; Didelphimorphia; Didelphidae. Gene Ontology annotation, molecular function: microtubule binding. Gene Ontology annotation, cellular component: cytoplasm; nucleus. The record is from RefSeq and is a predicted model, not a curated record.
AGUCCAGCAAGGAGAAUCUGAUCUCCUCCUACCCUAGCCUUCUUGCCUGGAGUUUGGAGACUUUUCCCGGGAGACCCUCCCAGGAGGAGGAUGGGCGGCAGAGGCAGCAAAUUAAACUGCUACAAAUCCCCCAACAAGAGGCACCAAGAGGAAGGGCAGCUACAAAGACCUGAGCCCAUAGAGCUUGGGCCCCUGCAAGAAAGCAAAGACCCAAAUACCCAUCUCUUUCAUGAUGAGCAGCAACAACUGGACGUGGUCCACGUUCUCCAGAAGCAUCAAGAAGAGUCAAAGAAGCUGAGGCCAAAGCAUCAGACCAGGGAAGUGGAAAUCCAGGUGGUGGAUGAACAGGAAUUAGAACUUCGUGAAAAACUUGCUGAGCAACUCCAAGUGCUGCAAAGGGAGCAUGAAGAGACCUUGCAAGCACUUCAAGCCUCACAUGAAAAGGAGAAGGUGACCCUCAUGGAUGCCUUCCAGGCGGCCAAGGCAACCUUACAGGAGACCAUAGAAGGACUAACUUCUCAGCUGGAGGUCUUCCAGGCCAAGAUAAAGAGGGUAGAAGAAUCUAUCCUGAACAGAGAUUACAAGAAGCAUAUCCAGGACUAUGGAAGCCCUAGCCAAUUUUGGGAGCAGGAGCUGGAAAGUCUGCACUUUGUCAUUGAAAUGAAGAAUGAACGUAUCCAUGAAUUGGACCGAAGGCUGAUCCAAAUGGAAAUAGUGAAAGAGAAAAACCUGUCAUUAGAAGAGAAAAUUACAAUGCUGCAGCAAGAAAACGAGGACCUUCAGGUUCAGGGACGCAACCAUCAAAGGGUAUCAAGGCAACUCUCAGAGGAUCUUUUUCUUGUUCGCGAGGCCCUGGAGAAGGAGUCACAGCUCCGUCAACAGAUCCAACAGGAGAAAGAAGAGCUAUUAUAUCGGCUUGUCACCAGCGAUUCCCCAGCAGCCUUUCCACUUACCUCUUCUAAAGUGUCAUACCUUGCUACGUAGGCCUAGGCACUCCAGCCAUGGGGACAAUUGUGGAGCACCAGUGGCAGAAGGGAAACAGAAGACCUCCCUUCCCCAGGCCAUUGGCCCUUCUAGCUGCUAUCAUGGACUGUUCUCUGCCAUUUUGGCAGCCCGGGACUUCCCCUGAAUCCAGACUAAGCCUUUCCUGAUGGACAAGAGACAGGAAGGGGAACCUUUCUUUAGAGGUGUCUUGUGUAAGGGAAAGAGCACUGAGCUGCGACUUCUCUGGAUCCCUGUCCUGGUUAGGUCCCAGAGUCAUUGUGUGACCUUCAGCAAGUUACUACCCUUCUCUUAGUCUCAAAUUUCCCCCCUGUAAAAUAAAGGGGUUAGACUCAAGGAUAGUCAAGGACUUGUCCACUUGUGGCAUUCUACAAGUCUUUUGUCACUAGGAUAAAAAGGGGGAUUGGGGCUUAUUUUCUAAUCCUUGUAGGUUAAAGGCUACUCUUUUCUUUGCUCUUUGACCUUAUAAGCAGAUAUGUUCUAUCUUUUUUCACCUAUCAUGAUCCCCUCCCUCAGGGGCAAACAGGGGACCAAGGGGAACAAAGGUAGUAGUGAGAACAGGCCUUCUGAAUCUCAGAGGUUAGACUCAGAGCAAGCCUGUUGUUUUAGGGUUCAGGCUACUAUUAUUCCUUCCCUCCUUGUGGGACAAGAUCCUCAGUAGCCCCCAUCGUUGCCUUAUAGUCAGGUUGAUCAUACCCAACAUAUCUUCUCAACAAACCCUCCACCCCAACUUCUUUUUUCCAGCCAUGUAGAUUUAAUAUUGAGGAAGUGAGCUAGAACUCAGAUCCUAGGUCAUUUCUGUUUAUUUGGGCCUUUAAAAGAUGCAGAACCCCCUGGAUUAGGGAAGUCCUCCUGCCAGGCUACUCAGUCUUCAGUUAUCAAAUUACCUUUCCUUAAUCCUCCUUAGCUGAAUUGAUACAGGUCCAAAAAGCAAAAUUAAAGUUACAAGUGUGAGAGAAAGUGAAGGAGAUCCAACUCCUUUUCUGACCCACCCCUCCCCGCUACUUCAACCUUGCCAUUUCCUGGGCUCCUGCUCCUUCUCUACACUCCAGGCUAAACUAAGUGACUGGCAAAGAGGAAAUUCCAGGCUAUCACUUGGAAGUUAGCACUUUCAUGGCAGCUGGAGAUUUCUUUUCCUUCAAAGCCGAAGAAAACUGGGACCUUCUUUACUGGUUCCUCUUCUCUUUGACUGGUCUUCCUUUCCAGCUCGUAAGGUCAAGAGGACCUAGCACUAUCUCUGCCAUUCACUCACUGGGUGAUUUGGGGCAGACAGCUUAGACUCCAUCAGAACUGAUGGUCUCCAAAGGGAGAAGGGGCUUGCCCAAGACUGAAGAGGGAGUGAGUGGCUCAGUUGAGAAAUAGAAUCCAGGUGUCCUGCCUCUUAGUGCUCUUUCCACUACAUUGACUCUUUCUUUCCCCAUCUCUAAAAGGAGGGGAUUGGACUCAAGCUCUAAUGCCCCCUUUAGCUGAAAUUUUAUGACUUUAUAUAAUCAUUAAUUAACAUAGAUGGUCUUCCAAGCCCUUUCCACAUCUAGCCUCCUUGGAGUCUAUAAUGCUGUGAUCCUCUCCUCUACAGACCCACAGUGUUACCCAGGCUAAGUCCAGGUCCUAGAGAAAAGAUGGGGGACACUCAAGCACUUUGAAAGGGGAGUGCCUUGAAAAGGGGCCACGGCUGUGAGCCAUAGCCCCAGAUCCUGAUCUGAAACCUGCACUUCCCUUCAAGUAGCACUCCUAUGUGUGUGAGUGUGUGUGAGUGUGUGUGUGUGUGCGCGCGUGUGAAGGUGUGUGUGCAGGUGUGUGUGCAUGCAGGCAAAUCACUAUGUGUAGUAAAGCCUACAUGCACAGAGCCAUAGAUGCAAGCCAAAGUUUUGAAAUAAAAAAGAUUGUGUAGCUGUC